Molecule: messenger RNA, 2505 nt
Organism: Nanorana parkeri
Lineage: Eukaryota; Metazoa; Chordata; Amphibia; Anura; Dicroglossidae
Gene: FSD2
Product: fibronectin type III and SPRY domain containing 2
Exons: 12
Coding region: 1-2505 (834 amino acids)
Molecular function (GO): protein binding
Source: RefSeq, a predicted model, not a curated record
AUGGAGAAUGACACAGUAGAGGAAUUUGAAGCCAUAGGUCCAGAUGACAUUUUCACGGCUCUAGCUGAGGCAGAAGAUCAGCUUGAAUCUAUAGAAGAAGAAACUGAGCCUGAGGAAGAGGGCAGCUUUACUUUCUAUCACAAAGAUUUCUAUGACUCACGGGGAACAGUGGAACUCUUUCGAGAAAAAGCAAGAGAGGAGGAAGAAGAGCAACAGCAUGAAGCAGCGCAAGAACCAACUUCUGGUGGUGAACAGAUCCAGACAGAUAUACAAAAAGAAGUGGAUGAACUGGCAAAGCUGUAUGGCUUGUCUGAUGAUGAAAAGGACUCCACAGUGGAUCCAGUGAUAAUAGCACACCCAUCCAAACACAUCCUACCACAACAUAAUGUUAGAAGUACAAAAGAACCCCUACCAUUACCCAAGCAAAAUAAACUAACUGAAAUCUAUCCUAAUGAAGACAAACCCUUUAACCUCCCAGAUAACUCUUUAAAGAGUAAACAAAUCAAAGCUGCCAUACAAGAGUCUGAUGGAAAAGGCAACAAUCCUGAAGAUGAAGAAGAAAGUAUUGAAGCCAAACAUUCCCCCCAUAACGAUCGCUAUAUAGAUGAAACUUCACAGUCGCAUACCCAACCUCCACGAAGUGAGAGAGGAGAUUGUGUACCGAAAGAAGAACCCUCUGACUGUACAAACACUAACCAAGAAAACAAUGUACGAGUUUCAGGUUCUCAGGAGAACCAAAACUCUCCCACUGAUGUUAGUAAGAAAACUGAGGAUCCUCCUGAUGUUUUCUGUUUCGAAUGCAAAAUCCCCAUUAGAGCUUUUGACAAACCUUUUGGCAUACACAAGUACCACAGUGUCAAAGAAAUAGCUUCUGCUGUAGAAGACAUCAAGGAAGAUGUACACAAAAACAUGUGCAAACUGGAAGAACAGAUUUCUCAGAUGGAGAACUUUGCUGGUCACCUGGAAGAGAUAUAUAUCACAAUAGAGGAGAAUUUUGGGCGACAAGAACAGAACUUUGAGAUGCAUUGUACUGAAGUAAUGGACACAAUUGCAAUGAAGCAUGAAGAAAAACUACAAGUUCUGGGCGGUGAAAAGAAACUGAAGCUGGAAUCAUUAUUUGAGCAGUUGGUGAAAUGUGGAAAAAGUCUUGACACCUCUAAAGGUUUAAUGGAGACUAUACAGAAAUUAUUUAUAGAGAAUGACAAACUGGAGUUUGUGAAGAAUGCACUUGACACAGCCAACAGACUCCAGAAAUACUUCAACACAGACAUCAAUUUAAAUAUUUCUACAAAUGCAGAAUUUGAAAACAAUAGCUUACAUGUUUCUGAAGUGGAAAAGUUUUUGGAUUCCAUUAAUACUCUACCAGUGCCUUCAGCGCCUGUAAUUAACCCUCAAGCACCUAACUCUGCCACAGCAACAUCUCUCCGUGUAUGCUGGAGCCUUUUCUCAGAAGACACGGUAGAACAUUAUCACCUCUUCUAUAAGCCAGUAUCUGAUGUUGCUCCAGGGGAGGAUCGGCAAGAAUUUAUGAUAAGAUCCAAAGAAACAUAUUGUACAGUAAUGAACCUGAUGCCAAACACACAGUAUGAAUUCUGGGUGAUUGCAAUAAAUGCCAGUGGAGAGAGCCCAGCAAGUGAAAAUGCAGUGUAUGUGACAGCUCCAGCCCCUCCUAUCAUUAAAAGACAAAAAUACCUGAGUUGUGAGAAUGCAGCUUUUAUCUGCUGGGAAUCAGGGAACAUUAACCCCGUAGAAUCAUACGCCGUGGAAAUCCAGAAAAGUACAAAUGAGAAGGAAGACAAUUCUAUUUCAGAGUGUAUUGUCGGAAUUCCCAUCUGUGAAUCCCUCAUCCAGCUGAAGCCAAGUGAGACGUAUCACAUCAGCGUCAGAGCGGUGAAUGUGGCUGGCCCGAGCGAUAGCAGCAAGUCUGUUUCCAUUCAUACCACAGGUACUUAUUUCUAUCUUAAUGAAGAAACUGCACAUCCACUGCUCUCUAUUUCUGAUAAUGGAUCCACAAUCUCUUGUGAAGAAGAGGAAAGUCUAGAGGAUUUACCUUAUCACUGCAAUAAUUUCUCAAGAUGUAUUGCUGUCCUGGGAAACCUAAUACCCUUCAAAGGAAAGCAUUACUGGGAAGUGGAAGUGGAUGAGAAUGCAGAGUACAGGGUUGGAGUUGCCUAUGAAGACACAAAUAGAAGUGGAAUGCUUGGAGCUAACAAUAGUUCCUGGUGUAUGAGACACAUCUGCACACGAACACGGCACAGAUACGAAUUCCUGCACUGUGGGGUGUCCCCAGACAUGCGGAUUACAAUACCACCAACCAGGAUUGGGAUCUUGCUUGAUUAUGACAACGGCAGGUUAUCCUUUUUCAACAUGAACAUUCAUCAGCACCUAUACACCUUCGAAUGCCAGUUUAAACAUCUAGUACAUCCUUGUUUUGCCCUGGAGAAACGAGGACGAUUAAGGAUACACAAUGGUAUUCCAGUACCCUAUUCACUGAUUUUGUCCUAA